CGGUGGUAGGCGCGGCUGUGACGUGUACAGGACGCGCCUUGAUGCGGUGUAGGGCCCUGGAAGGUUAGCAGCUGCCUAUCGGAUUGGAGGUCGUCAGUGUCAUUAUAUCCCAGCGAGCACAGUAACCCGCCGGCCGCCCAUGCAAAAGAUGUUAUCCCUCCUGUCCCGUGUGCUGCAGGGCCCGGCCCACAAACCUGUCACCGGGGCUACUGCUGAGGCCGUUCGUGUUAUGGUGGCAUCACGUAACUAUGCAGACUUCGCAUCAGAAGCUACAUUUGACGUCAAGAAAUGUGAUGUACAUCGUUUGGAUGAGGCUCCUCCAACACAAGCUGUUCUUACACGGGAGCAGGGCCUGCAGUAUUACAGAACCAUGCAAACCAUCCGGCGAAUGGAGCUAAAGUCGGAUCAGCUUUAUAAGCAAAAAAUUAUCAGAGGGUUCUGCCAUCUUUAUGACGGUCAGGAAGCCUGUUGUGUUGGUAUGGAAGCUUCAAUAAACCCUACUGACCACCUAAUCACCGCUUAUAGAGCACAUGGAUACACCUACACCCGUGGAGUGUCCGUGAAAGAGAUCCUAGCUGAACUCACAGGUAGAAAAGGUGGCUGUGCAAAAGGCAAAGGAGGAUCUAUGCACAUGUAUGCGAAGAACUUCUAUGGUGGAAAUGGUAUUGUGGGAGCUCAGGUACCCCUUGGAGCAGGUAUUGCCUUAGCCUGCAAGUAUUUUGGGAAGGAUGAGAUUUGUUUGGCUCUAUAUGGUGAUGGUGCUGCUAAUCAGGGUCAGAUUUUUGAAACUUACAAUAUGGCUGCUCUGUGGAAGCUGCCCUGUAUCUUUAUCUGUGAAAAUAACCGAUAUGGUAUGGGUACAUCCGUGGAGAGGGCCGCAGCCAGCACAGACUAUUUUAAACGUGGAGACUACAUCCCAGGACUGAGGGUUGAUGGCAUGGAUGUUCUAUGUGUCAGAGAAGCUACAAAGUUUGCAGCUGAUCAUUGUAGAUCUGGAAAGGGUCCUAUUUUAAUGGAACUUCAGACUUACCGAUAUCAUGGGCACAGUAUGAGUGAUCCUGGAGUUAGCUACCGCACACGAGAAGAGAUUCAGGAAGUAAGAAGUAAAAGUGAUCCAAUCACCCUCCUUAAGGACAGAAUGUUAAAUAACAAUCUAUCUAAUGUGGAAGAAUUAAAGGAGAUUGAUGUUGAAGUACGGAAGGAAAUUGAAGAAGCAGCACAGUUUGCAACCACCGAUCCAGAACCACCAUUGGAGGAGCUCGGAUACCACAUUUAUAGAAAUGAACCAACCUUUGAUGUUAGAGGAGCGAACCUUUGGAUCAAAUACAAAUCUGUCAGCUAGAUCUUGUUUCAUCACUCCAAAAGCCUGUUACUUUAGUGCCCUUUUAAUGGAAACUGUUUCAUAUUUUUUUUUUACCCUCUCCAUCAGUGCUGGAGGUCAUAGUCUGUCCUCCAGUUCAUACCUUCUGUUUUAAACCAUUGGGGCAUAUUAUGUGUUAAAGACUAUAUAUAUAUUUCAGCCCGCCCAUUGCCUUACAUUGUACUGACGAUGCUUUCGAUAUUCCCAACUUAUUUCUUUCUCUUGAAAUAAUCUAUUUAUAGGAAAAUGUUCAUUUUAAUCCAGAAAGCUAAUCAUGUCAUACCAUGUAUGCAAACUACUUCAUUAAAAUCGGGCAUAAAUUA
This is a messenger RNA of Pelobates fuscus (common spadefoot toad), 1683 nucleotides long. RefSeq names its product pyruvate dehydrogenase E1 subunit alpha 1 (gene PDHA1). NCBI's taxonomy places the organism in Eukaryota, Metazoa, Chordata, Amphibia, Anura, Pelobatidae. The record is from RefSeq and is a predicted model, not a curated record. Gene Ontology annotation, molecular function: pyruvate dehydrogenase (acetyl-transferring) activity. The transcript has 12 exons. Gene Ontology annotation, biological process: pyruvate decarboxylation to acetyl-CoA. The coding region runs from base 140 to 1342 and encodes 400 amino acids. Gene Ontology annotation, cellular component: intracellular membrane-bounded organelle.